Gekko japonicus is the source of this 2555-nucleotide messenger RNA. RefSeq names its product epidermal differentiation-specific protein-like. The record is from RefSeq and is a predicted model, not a curated record. NCBI's taxonomy places the organism in Eukaryota, Metazoa, Chordata, Lepidosauria, Squamata, Gekkonidae. Bases 118 to 1116 code for a protein of 332 amino acids. The transcript is spliced from 2 exons. Gene Ontology annotation, biological process: visual perception; lens development in camera-type eye. Gene Ontology annotation, molecular function: structural constituent of eye lens.
UAGGAAUUCUAGGCUGCUGAGAGAGCUUGGACAGUUGCACAGAUUGCAUAUUAAGAGUGAAUUUCUACAAAGGAAAAACUGCUUCCUACUUUGUAGCUCCUCACCAAAGAGCGUAAGAUGAAUAAAAUUAUUGUCUACGAACAGGAAGACUUUAAAGGACUCCGUAAAGAAUUUACUUCAGAUGUUCCUGACCUACACAGCGUGGACUUUGGAGACUGCGUAUCUUCCCUCAAGGUGAUUGGGCAGCCAUGGCUGGCCUUCAGUGACACAGCCUACAAAGGACUGGCCCAUGCCUAUGAAGAAGGAGAAUAUAACCACAUCAGCCAAAGUGAUAGUAUUUCUUCUCUCCAGCUAGUGAGUGAAGACCUGGAACAUCCUCAGAUUACACUUUUUAACAAACCAGACUUUGAAGGGGUAAGCAAAAUAAUAACAGAGGAAACCAACCUGACUUAUGGGCAUUUCAAUGAUAAGGCAUCUUCCCAUACAGUCCAGAAAGGUGUCUGGCUCUUGUAUGAACAUGGAAAUAGAAAAGGCUGGCAAUAUGUAGCUCGGGAAGGAGAUAAAAUUCCUAAUUAUGAAUCUGUGUUUCAUUUUAAUAAGACAUGUUCCCACGUGUAUCCCCUUAAAGGUGGUCGGGCCACAAUCACAGCCAAAAUCUUAUGGGAUAGCAAGAAAGUAGAAAGUGAGAGGGAAGUAGUGAUUGAUGAGAUAAAAGGUGUUAACAAUACAGAUUUUGAGCAGACAUUUACCACCACUACCAGCAAAAUCUAUGAAUCAGCCACUAGCCACAGUUUCAAGUUAAAACCCUCUGGUCUUAAAAUAGAUGAGAGCUUCUACUUAAGCACUGAUCCAAGUACUAAUCUCUUGGUGGAAAAAGGAAGCAUAGACUCCACUGUCACCACAGACAAAGUUGAGGUGAUCAUGCCAGCCAAUAUCUCACCACAUUCAGAGCUCAACAUUCGUGUGAUCAGGAGGAUGGUCACUGCAUCUGUUCCUGUGGAACUAACCAUUACCAAGAAUGGGAAAUCAAAGACAGAAUGUGGAGAAUAUCGUAGUGUGUCAGGAAGCAACAUCAGUGCCAGAUAUGUUAUGAAGCCAGUUCAGAAGAAAGUAUAGUCAUUCAUCACCAAAACAAAAAAAAUGAUGCAAGUUAACGUCCUAUUGUCAUGUAGAAUAUCGAUAUAAUCAAGAAGGGAAUUACAGUUUCUGUGGAACAGACCAUUUUUCAGAAUGCAAGGUGAAGACAUGGAAUUAUAUACCCAUCUCCCUGCCUUCUUCUGAGUAUUUAACCAAGCCUCAUGGAUGUAAAGUUCUAUGUAUCUGAUGAAGUGAGCUCUGACUCAGGAAAGCUCAUGAUGAAACAACUUUUGUGAGUCUUUAAGGUGCUACCUGACUCCUGUCUAACUGCAGUAGGUAUUCUCACCAGCCCCAGAUACUUUUACCUUUUUUUCCACCUUUGUUUGUAUUUGUGCCUCGAUUAAGCAAACCAAAAAACUUUAUAUUCAUUUAUUGGUUGAGAGUAUUUCUGUGGUCAAGAAAGACUUGAAGGUUAAAAAAAAUCCCCUUUCAGUCCAUCCAUGAAAAGAGCAGCACUUGCAGUUUGGAAAAUUCAGCAUCCCUGAACAAUAUUUGUUGUAUGUUUUUUUUUUUAAUCAGCAAGGACUGCAGACCUUAAAGCUAUAAUGACCAAUGGACUUGAUCAGACUUUUGAUGGUGGUGAGCCUCUGAUACUAUUUGGGAUGGAAUAAGGGAUCUCAAUUUAUAUACAAAUUGGUAAUAGGAUUGUGUUGAAUCAUUAGAAUAUAUGAUGUGAUGUUUUUUGCUGAAUUUAAAGACACAAGCAGCUAUAGUAUAGUGAAAUAGUGUGAAGACAUCCACUAUUUGGGGAGAAUGCCAAAGAAAGUAGUUGCUGAGAGCUGUGGUGGGCAACAUGGUUGGCGGAAUGCCAGAAGCCUCCACAAUACUUUUGUGUGAUCUGCGGUUCUGCUCCUUAAAUCCCAGCAUUUUAAAUACUGACUCAGCAUCUUCAUGUUGCAGAAACUAAUUUGAAAAUGGGAUGACAAAAGGGGGGGGGGCACAGAAAUAAUUAAGCAAGUUUUAAGAAGCCCAAAGUUAUGAGUUCUAUGACCAGAUACAAACACUUUUCAAGGGCUGAUUUUAAUUUUCAUGUUGUAGAAGUACAUGUCUACUGUAUUCAGACAUCUGCUAUGUUAACAGAAUAAUAUGCUAAUUAUCGCUAAUCACAUGUAAUCAAAUUUAGCAGAUUAACUGUGGCUGACUGACAUGUUUCCAAUGUGUCCUUUAUGGUUAAACAAACUGUUCAUCUCCCAGACCAUUGGUCCAUCAAGGUCAGUAUUGUCUACUCAGACUGGCAGAAGCUCACCAGAAUGUCAAGUACAGGUCUUCCAUAUCAUCUACUGCUAGUAACUGGAGAUGCCAGGGAUUGAAUGUUGGACCUUCUGCAUGCUAUGCAGAGGGUCUUCCACUGAGCCACAACUCCUCCCUGUUUCUAUUGUUUUUUAUUUCUUUACUUUAGCAUUAUAUAUUGGGUUCUA